This is a messenger RNA of Aplysia californica (California sea hare), 1128 nucleotides long. RefSeq lists its product as uncharacterized. Gene Ontology annotation, biological process: neuropeptide signaling pathway. Gene Ontology annotation, molecular function: G protein-coupled peptide receptor activity. Lineage: Eukaryota; Metazoa; Mollusca; Gastropoda; Aplysiida; Aplysiidae. Gene Ontology annotation, cellular component: membrane. The record is from RefSeq and is a predicted model, not a curated record. The transcript has a single exon. The coding region runs from base 1 to 1128 and encodes 375 amino acids.
AUGGAUGACGUCACUGUCCAGACAAGCCCCCGGCCGGAGCCCGAGCCGUUACUGAACAUGGACCAGUACGGAACUGCUCUGAUGAUCAUCGCCAUUCUCACGACUGUACCCAGCUUAUUCGGACUCGCAUCCAACAUUCUGAACAUUUGUGUCUUUUCGCGGAUGCGCUUGUCACACACUGUAACCAUUUCGUGCUUUGCUUUGUCCAUCAGUGACCUCGGGACUGUUGUUGCAUUGCUCAUGUUGAACGUGAAUGUAGUUUUCAUUGUGCUGGACCUAAAAACGGGUAUUCACAUCGAUGUAGACCCACAAACCAUUCUCAUGUUAACGGGUGACGUGAUGGAGGUUUUCCUAAUAAUCUCCACGUUGUUUACAUGCCAGUUAGCCAUCACUAGAUCUAUGUGUGUCCUGUUGCCACUUCGUUUCAAGGAAUAUUUUACUCCUCGUAAAACGAUUGUCAUUCUGUGUUUGCUUACUGUACCAUGUUUUACACAUCUGGCCAUUUAUACACAAGUAGAAAUUAUUGGGAUAAAAAUAGCAGAUAACUCUACUCGUGCAGUGCUCACGUUCCGCAACACGUACAAGCUUGCUACUUUAAUCUUUGAUGUAUUGAGAGGCCCCGUUAUUAUUUUAGGAUCUGAAAUCAUUGUCACGACUUGUAUUAGCUUCAUGAUCUACAGCCUUAGGCGGAACAUGACCUUCUGGAUGAAAACUAAACAAGCUGGUCACGUAAAUGCUCCUCACACAGAUAUAAAACACGAUUCUAACGCAGUUGGUGGUUCAGGUUUGGCGGGAACACUCCCAAAAAACACAAGUGGUAGGAAAAAGAGCUCCAUGAACGCUACUGUAGCCGUCAGGGAAAUGCAAGUCAUAGCUCAGGUCACUUUGAUUGCUACCAUUUUCGUUAUCUUCAAACUUCCGAUUGUUGCGUUACUCAUUCUUCGUUACGUAGAUAGAAACUUUAUCUUGAAUGGAUUAUAUAGAAAAACACUUGUGGUCAUGUCGGGCGUCAGAGUUGUGUUUGAAGCCCUCAGCGCUUCUGUCAACAUCUUUGUCUACUAUCGUUACAAUACAAAGUACAGAAUCACUCUAAGGCAAUUCCUGCGUCUCAAGGCAGCGGAAGCGUGA